AUGAGCUUUACCGUAAAGCCGUUAUGGGACGAUGAAAAUGAUGUUCAGGAGUUUCCAUUUGAUGGUGUUUACGCGGGGGAUGUUCCCCAAAGAAAGGAACAUGUUCAGACCGUGAAGCGGCAGCCGAAGCGCCGAGGGCUAUGGUACGCCUGCUUCGCACCACCUCGUGCAGAUGAGCCGGCACCUACGGGCCCUUCGCGUUCUUUGCCGUCGCGGCUACGGCUGACAGCUCGCCAGCUAGAGUAUCGGCGCACAGGGUCUCCUGAGGCAAGGCAUGUACCACUCUCUGACAUCCGAGAUGUCCAGGUCAAAUGGAUUCAUGCGGGAGGAGUCCGGGUGUCGAAGGUCACGAUUUCGGUGGAAUCCGGCAAGGAGCCCGUGGUCAUCAGGGGCCUUAAGAACCCUGAAGAUCUGGCGGACGCCGUCAAAAAACUACAACAGACUGUUGUGGAACAUCCGGACGCGGCGCGGCAUGCGCAUCAAGGCGACGGGGCGGAUGCUGGGGAAGGCGAUGGUCAAGCGGCAGGUGGCCAUGAUGCGCCGGCUUCGCCUUACAAGCGCAUGACGCCGCGUGCACUCUUUGCUGAUGCCUCCGGCAGCCCGAGGUCAGCAGUAAACGGCGGGUGCCGCAGCAUGACUCUGCUCAGCGCCUUCGCCCGCAGCCCAGCGCAGGAUUUUGCGGGCGCCGACUCCGUUGCCCGGGAGAUACAGCUAGCCUCGCCCCGGGAUGAGGACUCCAGCUACGGUUCCUUUGAAGAAGUCAGCGACUCGGUGGAAACGGCAUCAAGCGAGAGUGGUUGCGGCAAACCGCUAGCAGCUUCCGCCCUGCCUGCAGCGAAGCGGCCGUCCACGAUGGGCGUGCACAAUGCAUUGGUGCAAGUAGCCGCACCACCUCGGCAGGCCAGCGACUCGUUUGUUCUGCCAACGAACCUGAUGCUACCAGACAUGGCGCAAACUCGGACAUCGCACCACCCUUCGCUGCCACUAGGGCGGAGCCCCGACAAGUCUGGGGCGGCGUCUGAGCUGCUGAAGGACGCGGUGCAGCUGGACAGCCCGCAGCCCCAUGCCAAGGAUUCUGUGCUGGAAGGCGACUCUGUGCCGGUUUCGGUCCAGGGCUCACCAUUUUUGUUGCAGGUUUACACCCUGGGUGGGCCCCCGCCGGCGGUGCCAGAGGACUCGGUUGCAUAUGGAGGGACGCUCACACCACUGUCAACACAGAGCAGCAAAUCAGUGGCGAAGCGUGGUCGUCGCAUGUCACCGAGCUCCUUGGCAGCAUCCCGCGCUGCGGAACUCUUGGCCGCUACUUCGCAUCCAGUUUUGCAUUCAGCCCCGGAACCCCGAAGCGGCAAUGACUUGCCGUCAGGAUCAGCACCUGGGUCGCCUGCUGCGUCCCAAGAAGGGCCGUCAAACUGUUCAGACACACAGGCUGGCUUGACGGAGGUGAGCUUUGCGUCUGGAGUUGCUGCCGAGGCCGGCCGCGGGCCUGAGGACCAGGUGCUGGAGCUGCCUUUGGUAGCCGCUGGGUUGGACAACAGCGGCUCAUCGGUGCCCGGUCUGCCACAGCAGCAGCAGCGGCACCAUGAAGACAGUCACAGGCGGGAACAGAGCAGUCACGAGCGACGAAUCACUGAGGGUAGCUCCUCUGAGGCCGCGACGGCUGGUCCGAAUGGCCGGUUGGAUGGUUGCGGUAGCUCCUUCCAGUCGACCAGCUCAGGUGAACUGGGAGAUGGCCUGGUCGGAACCACGCCGAUGGGGUCGCCGGGGGCAGCAGGCAAGGCCGGUGGCGUAGGCGCGCUCACUGUGCCUGGGCGUCGUGUGAGCGGCGGGCCUGAAAAGAAGAGCUUCAAGCCUGUAGGCACCCUGGGCAUCACUGCAGCAGCAGCCACCCUGUCGGCAGUGAUGAGGUCAGCAUCGCCAUCACAGGCUGGGACCGGCGAUGCGGAUGCAGGCUCCUCUGCGGCUGCUGCAACAACCGUGGCGGCACCACUGGUGCUGUUAGGCUUUACGGCGGCGAUGCUGACUGCGGCGUCUGUGCUGACCAAUACUCGGGCUGCAGGUACCCUCUGUCCCCUGGAUAAUCCUUCCACCAUAGGCACCUUGGAGACGCAGGCGCAGGCCGCACCACUCCUGGUUACGAGGGCCGGCAGUGUAUCCGCAACCGCUGCCACGUCAGGGAGGGCGACCGGCAGUGGUGACGACAGCGAGGAUGCGACCAUGAGCGGUGACCGGAACUCGCAAUCCCAACUCUCUGACAACAGCACGAAGCACGACGCGCAGCCCGCGUUGUAUGCUUCCGCGUGGCCGGACGCAGCGGAUCAGCAGCAGCAACAACAACCGGUCAAGAAUAAAACUGCAUCUGUAGACGCCUUUUGCUUGCCAAACGUUCGCGGCACAGCCCCGCUAGCAACUGGCGCAUCUCCAGCUUCAGCAAGUAUUCCUGUCCCCCCGGACUCAAAUGCAAAUCGGCGGCAGAGGGCGCGCCACCUCAGCGAAUCUCCCGUGCGCGUGCUGUACUCUGUCCAUGCGUCCUUCACGGGUCCGCCGCCUGUAUCUUUCCAGGCGCAGCCUGAACAAUGGGGACCCGUGGUGCCUGUGGAGGCAACAGCCUUGCCUAUGCAGCUUACUUGCGAAUCUGCUGCGCAGACGGACGCACCGCUGGUUGAAUGUGCGGUGCAGACAGAGGUUGAGGUGCUGGGCAGAGUCAGGGCAGCAGGACUGAGUCGCGACGGCUCGGCAGCCUAUCAUAGCAGCAGAAGCCCGAGCUGCGACGGUGGGUGCAGCCAACGCGACAGCAGAAGCGGCAGCAUGGUGGCGGCACAACCACUUGCAGAGGUUACAGUUGAGCAACUGCUUAAGCCUGCCUGCCCCGAGGCAAGUGACACUGGUGCUGCGCCGGGCACUGCUGCCGACAGUGAAAAGAGUGAGAGCAGCCUGGCGCAGGCGGAUGCACAGAACUGGUGCAUGCCUUCGCUAGGUGCGGGGCCCUCGCUGCUCGGCGGCUCUGGGUUGGCAGCAUCGUCCGAGCAGCAAGCAAGGUGCAACCCACCGUCGACUGCCAGCAGCUCUACCGGCGCCUCCCUAUCCAGCAGCCCUGGUACUGCACCGGUCGCUAAUGCGUCUGCCGCCGCCCUGGGCUUGUGCUCAUCUGACUUGCACAGCCGCCCUGCGGCAGGGGUCGAGCAUGGCGUAGACAACGGCGCGGGCCCUGCUAGGCAUGCAGAAGGGACGCCGCGGCUGGGCCAUGACGCGCUAGACGGUCUCUUGGACCCAGAGGAGACGCUGCUGGCCGCCUCGGGCGCCGGCACCAGCAUCGGAACGCCAGCACUGGCACGGGGAUCCUGCACGGGCGCAUUGGUUGCCGUCAACUACGACACCGCUUCUGCGUCCGAACAGCUCGAGAUUAGUGAAGUUGUCGAAGGACACCUGCGACUGCUUGUGCAGCAGGAGCAACGGAUGGAAGGUGUCAAUUUACUUGUCGUUGAUGAAGGCGUAAGGUCCCUCACCCACAGCAGCUCCGUGUCGCAGCUGUCGCACAGCAUGUCAGGCGCGUCUGGCAGCAUCCCUGUAUCCGGGUCAAUAGGCUCGGGGUACUAUACACGCAUGCCCAGCAUCGCAAGCAGCAGCGAGACUGGGCCCGUGGACAUCGGCAGUCCUAAGGUUGGAACUCACAGUCGGUGGCCGUCAGAAGUCGCCAGGAUUUCGCGACAGAAUAGCGACAACUCUGCUGUUGGCAGCGGCAUUGACCCCAGCGAAACGGCGGCAGCAGACCCUGUGCACGACGCCGACCCUGGGCAGCGGGUGCUGCCAACAGAUUCGAUGCUUCCGAAAGAGCAACCAAUGCUGUGCUCACACAGCGCUCUUUUAGCAGCACCAGGCGGGGUCGGUAGCCCCAGUGUUCGGGAUAUGCAGGAGGGCAGCGAGUGCAAAAGACUGGAUGCCAACCCUGUUGCCGCGGAGCCGGGAUCGCUGCUCAGCGUCGACAAUGAAACUGCUGACGAUGCAGCUUGGCUACUGGGGCCAACAGCUGGCCGUGUCGGCACAAUUGGUCCCUCGUCGGCCGCCGCCUCUGCCCCGGAUUCCCCACGCAUCCCGUUGCCGCCCCCGCUUGCGCGCAGCGCCAACGUGUCACGCGGCGGCGCCUCCUCGCGUCGUUCAACGGCAGAGGCAGCCGGAGGCAGCGACCAUGCAGCUCAUGCAGACGGUUACUCAAGUCGCAAGUCUAGCAGCGGCAGCUGUGGAGGUCAUGCGGCAAUCUCCCAGAGCUUUACCCGGCCCCCUGAAGCUUCAGGCUGGCGCCAACACUGCUGGUCAUCUCGUUCGGCUGCAUACAGCGACCCGCUGCAUACCACUCGGUCAAUUGCCUGCUCAGACGGUAACCAGCUUGCCACGCCCCUCUCGUACGGGGCCUGUGGCUCAGCAAUUGAGCGUUCGGGCACUGUUCAUGGACCCGAGGUGCUCGCCGGCAUCACCGACAGUAACAGCAACAAUGGAGAAAACAGCGGGAGGUCCGGGAGGUCGAGCAACAGCAAUGCAGUUGCCGGGCCGAGCUGGGGCCCUGCAACUGCCUCCUUGGCCGCUAUAGGUGUCUUUCGACGUUCCCGGGGUGUGGCCGGCAGAGUCGAUAUCGUCAGCGGUGUGGCCCCUCCUGAUCCUCAAGCCGUGAAUCCCGCGGCAGCUUUGCCAUGCGCCUUAGGUGCAGCUUCCUCGCAGCCCACAUCGGUAUCCCCCGACCGCACUGCUGCUUCUUUGGUUACCUUAGGCGUCUUCCGACGUUCCCACGGUGCGACCGGAUGGGCCAACGUCACCAGCUGUGCGGGCAGUCCUGGACUGCAAGUCGGCAAUUCCGCGGCACCUUUUCCUGGGGGUUUCGAUGCUACUUCCUUGCAAAAGACACCGGUAUGCCCCGCUGUUACGGCUGCUCCUUUGGUUCCCAUCGGCGCCUCCCGACAUUCUCAGGGUGCAGCUGAAAAGGACAGCAUUGCUGGCUAUGUGGGCAGUCCCGGCCCGCGGACCCAGAGCCACCCUCGGCCGUCGCCAGGCGCGAUAGGUACUGCCACCUCGCAGGCAGCUCCGGUGUCCCCGGAUCCCACGGCGGCUGCGUUGGUUGCUAUCGGUGUGCUCCGACAUCCAGCCGGAAAGGAUGGUGGUGUUGGCCAUGGGGUCAGAUCUGGCCCAUGGACCAGCAGCAGCCCUGCACCAUCUUCCCGCGACGCGUCCGGUGCAGCAUCUUCGCAGGCAACAGCGACACCGGUGUCGCCUGAUCUGUCGGACAUUUCCUCGACUGCCUACGCGGAAGGCAUGUACACGUACGGCAGUCCGCGGAUGCGGCAGGCCUCGGACAGAGGGCACACGGGGGGCGGUGCAAGGACAUCCCGCUUUGCCGCCAACGUGAGGGACGACCUGUUUCACAAUCCACUCUACGGCGCUUUGGGCAAGGAAUCCUCACCAGGACUUGAUCAAGUAGCGCAGACACGGAGGAACCAUGAUAUCACCCGUUGGGGUGUGCUCCCACUUGUGCCCUACUCGGACGGGCGGCUCUACGGCACGAUGGGCGGCAACGGUUACGGCACGUCAACAUGCACGUCCUCCCCCGCCCACGGGAGUACAGCGCAGCCGAGCGCGCGGGUCGACGCAGCGACCAAUGUCUGGCGGCGAUGGACGCGGGAUGAAAUGGCGUCACCAUACAAAAACGAUGGCGGCGACGAAGUGCGGGGUGCUGCUAGUGAGCGCGGCGCUGCGUUAAAUGAGGCGUGGCGCUCAUGUGUGGCAGAGGCGGCCCACAGGCUGCUGGCCGACAGGCGGCGAACGGACGGCUCGGUGAGCGGUUCCCGAGCCCGCAGUUUAGCCUUUGAAUGCGACGAUGCCGCAACGGCGCAACCCCAGCCCUCCAAGAGGGCCCGCACGCAACAUCAGCAGCCGGAGUCGCCCACCAGCACAAUGUUGAGCCCGUCGCAACACCAGCAACGCGCGGGGCAGCACCUACAGGAGCCUGGCACGUCAGCACCACUGCAGGGUUUGGUCAGUCCGCUAAUGGUUCUCAAUCCUGCCUACGUUCAGUCUACCGGUGGUUCUCCCCCGCUCACAUCGUCGCCACCUGUCACAAAUCGUGAUGCCUGGGCCACACGCGCGGAUGUGGCGCAACGUGAGGGUCCUGCAGGCGCUAGAGUGGGCCUUACAGAAGGGAGCAUUGCGGCCCCAAAGAUAGAGCUGGCCAUUGUUACGCCAGGUCACCUGGACGAUGGUGUGGACGUAGGUUAUGGGCCGGCAGAUCAACGUACCUCCCAGCAUGCCACGCCGAGGAACCGUGAUAUGAUCCAGCUUCAGGAGUCUGGUUGGGACAGCAUACAGGGCUCUCCUUCGAGCAACCAGGCAGCUCACGCGGCGGCUCUGCUGCGGCAUGCUAAUGAUGCCGUGGACGUCGCACGGGAGGCCGUACAACGAGGCGAUGCGCAAUGGCUCUCACGUGUCGCUGUGACGUUGCAAGCUGUUCAGUCGGCCCUAGACGCCCUUCGUGAAUUUUGAUGAAACUUUUGUUGGAAGCAUUGAUUGACUGCUGAGAAGGGCAGUUGACCAGUUGUGUAAGGAGUUGUAUACGGCAGCCAACGGGUUUUUCCAUUAACGACCACGAUGACCGCAUGCCAAUGGAAAGAGAUAUGAUUAUGCAUGCCUAAGCAUUGUGGAAGCUUAUGGUAAGCACUUACUGCAUUGUCCGGAGAUUUUCGACGCCAUUGAGCUUGAGUAAUUUUGCUUCAGCGUUGGUCCAACAUGCUU
This is a messenger RNA of Volvox carteri f. nagariensis, 6771 nucleotides long. RefSeq lists its product as uncharacterized. Lineage: Eukaryota; Viridiplantae; Chlorophyta; Chlorophyceae; Chlamydomonadales; Volvocaceae. The transcript is spliced from 7 exons. The coding region runs from base 1 to 6522 and encodes 2173 amino acids. The record is from RefSeq and is a predicted model, not a curated record.